Messenger RNA from Zymoseptoria tritici IPO323, 1413 nucleotides. RefSeq lists its product as uncharacterized. The coding region runs from base 1 to 1413 and encodes 470 amino acids. The record is from RefSeq and is a predicted model, not a curated record. The transcript has 5 exons. NCBI's taxonomy places the organism in Eukaryota, Fungi, Ascomycota, Dothideomycetes, Mycosphaerellales, Mycosphaerellaceae.
AUGCUUGUCUUCGCAUGUGUAGUAGACUUUGCCUCGCGUUUGGACCGCUACAAGACGUGUGUGCUUGCCGAUGCAGGCGCCGAGGAUCUCAGGCAGGACCGCCGCGUGCCCUCUGGAGGGAUAGCAAGACUGUCGACCCGCGAGCAUCCACCUAGUCCUUUAUUGAUCAGCCCUGAGCAACAACAUACUGUCGGCAAGAGUCUGAACGAUCAGCUCAGACUCCUGGACGAUGCCUUUCUACCAACUAUGACACCUACAAACACCUGGCUUGCCACUACGCCUGAGAGCACUCCCAGCACUGUACCGGUAUUCGACAUCAUCGAACCAUUGAGCGACGUCGCGACACGGCAAAGAAUCUCGCUGGAUCUGGCCUUCCAGCGAGACCCGACUCAAGCAAUCCAGCGAGCCGCCUCUGCGGAUAUCCAUCAGGAGUCCGCUCGUCUGGCAACUCCAAGCUCGGCGAUACGAAGCUCUUCUCUACCACCUGCGGUCGCAGCCCAGCCUAGAGCUUCACCAACGUUCUGUCCCUCGAGCCUCAAAGAUUCAACUUCAGACGAACCAACACCAGUCCACCGAGCGGCCUCCGAUCCUUGCAACCCACCCACUAGAUCCCGAGCCGCGACUGUCAUAGACUCGAACAUCGAAGAUGCAACCUCAAACCAUGAGCUACUUCAAACGUACGCCGACAGUGACGGCGGAGAUGAGGACAAUCAAGAAACAUCUAUGCCGGAUGAUCUCUUUCAGCCAUUGGAACGUCAAUUGACGACAAGACGUUGGCGGAGUGAUGAUGAUACCGAAAGCGUGGACACCGAGAGACAGGAUUCUGCUUGGGACCAAGACACUGGUGGAGCAGACCUUACGGACAUUGACGAGCUGAACGGGAGUCCGGAAGUGGAACUGAGCGACCUCGAAGACCUCAACGAAGGAAGAGAAGCGAUGAAUGACGUCCAGGUUGAGAUCGCGGUAGAGAUGGAUGAAGAUUCUGGAGAUGGCAAAGAUGCUAUGGAUGACUGGGGAAGCGUUCACUCUGUUGCAGAGCAGUACGAAGAAGGAAUCGAGACUUUGGAUGACGGAGAAUGUGAAGAGAGUCCAGCACUGGAAAGCAUGCCAUCGUUCCAAAUUCGUCUUUUCGACCCGGAGUCUUCGAUGUACGGGGAAAUAGACGAGUACAGGGAGAUGCCAGCCCUCAUCGUCGAAGAGUGGUCCGGCGAGGUCAAAGAGAUGCCGUCAAUUCAGGAAGAAGAGACUGAACUCCAGGACAGUCAAGAGGAGUUCCCGGCAAGCAUCAAGCGCCGCUUAACUGAGACUCACGUUACUUUCCCGGACGCUGUGCCUCGACAAGCCUCAAAGGCAGUCCUGCGAGUCCCGCUGUCACAGCAUGCACGGUCCGGCCGGCUACCUCAGCGACACUGA